This is a messenger RNA of Camellia sinensis, 3297 nucleotides long. Lineage: Eukaryota; Viridiplantae; Streptophyta; Magnoliopsida; Ericales; Theaceae. The record is from RefSeq and is a predicted model, not a curated record.
GACUUGACUUGACUCCCAACUAUAAAAGCACAUCACUGCCAUUAACUUCCUCAUGGAAGAUUUGUAACCAAAUUUGAUCAUGGGUACAUCUUUGUAUCUUUAUACUCUCUUGCUCUUGUGUUGUUUUUUUCAUCUUAUUAUAUUGAGUAAUUCUUCCUCUUCUCCACCACCACUAUGCCAUGAAGAUGAGAGCUUAGCCUUACUACAGUUCAAACAUAGCUUUUUCAUUAACAAGUCCGCUUCACGUGAUCCUUCGGCUUAUCCAAAAGUCCAAUCAUGGAGGCUUGAUGGAAAAAGCAGUGAUUGCUGCUCAUGGGAUGGCGUCGAGUGUGACCACCACACUGGUCAUGUGAUUGGCCUUGACCUCAGUAGCAGUUUUCUCUAUGGCUCUUUCAACUCCAACAGCAGCCUCUUCAACCUGGUUCACCUUCGGAGGAUAAAUCUUGCUGACAAUGACUUCAAUUAUUCUCAAAUCCCAUCGAAGAUUGCACAUCUUUCAAGGUUAAGAAGUCUUAACCUAUCCCAAUCUUUAUUUUAUGGUCAAAUACCUUCAGAAAUUUCAAAUCUUUCCAAGUUAGUUUUUCUUGAUUUGUCUGGGGCUUUUUUGAAUCUUGAAAAACCAAAUUUGGGAGACCUACUUAAAAAUCUAACACAUUUGAAAGUAGUUGACCUCAGUUGGGCGAAUAUAUCUUCUACAGUCACAAGUGAUUUGUCAAACAUGUCUUCACUAACAACUCUUAGGCUUCGAGAUUGUCGACUGUAUGGUAAAUUCCCAACAAGCAUUUUUCGACUACCAAACCUUCAGUUUUUAAAUGUGGAAGACAAUGAAAAUCUCACUGGUUGUCUGCCUGAAUUUCACCGUACUAGUCCCCUGAAAGCAUUGGAAAUUGCACGAACGAAUUUCUUUGGAAUCCUACCGGAUUCAAUUGGUAAUCUUGAAUCCUUAAGCAUUUUGGCAUUAAAUGAAUGCAAUUUCUCAGGGAUGCUACCAGCUUCCCUUGGUAAUCUAGCCCAGCUCACCAUUUUGCACCUUGGUACUAAUCAUUUUUGGGGUAAAAUUCCUUCAUCCUUGUCAAACCUAACACAACUAACUCACUUACGUCUUGGUAACAAUAAUUUCGAUGUAGGAGCCCUCUUGCUGAUACUAGGCAAGCUAUCCAAACUCUCUGUCAUAGACCUUGAAGGUAUGAAAAUACAUGGUGAUAUACCACAAUCUCUUGCCAACAUGACCCAACUAACCUAUUUGUCCUUAAGGUCAAAUGAAUUACUUGGUCAAAUCCCAUCUUGGCUUAUGAACGCCACGCAAUUAAUUGCUCUAGACCUCUCACACAAUCAAUUGCAAGGCAUGAUUCCAAGCUCAAUCUCUCAACUUGAGCAUCUUGAAUCUCUUGAUUUUGCUGAUAACAACUUGAUUGGUAAAGUCAAGAUUGACAUUUUUCUCAAGCUCCUAAACCUUAACGCAUUUUAUCUUUCAGGAAACAAAUUAACAGUGCUUAGCAAAAAUAGUACCAACACUACUCUUCCUAAGAUCAUUUCUCUAGGAUUGGCAUCAUGCAACUUGAGGGAAUUUCCUGAUUUCUUACGAUUCCAAGAUGAAUUGCGUAUUGUGUUUUUAGGUGAUAACAACAUUCAUGGCCAAAUACCUACUUGGUUUUGCAACACAAGUAAAGAAACCAUGGAAGUUUUGACACUUCCACAUAAUUUUUUGACAGGUUUUGAGCAACAUCUAGAUGUCAUUCCAUGGCAGUCACUUGAGGUUUUAGAACUCAGUUUUAACAGGAUGCAAGGAUCACUCCCAAUUCCAUCUCCAUCCCUUAUUUAUUAUGGGUUCUCUGAUAAUUUACUUACUGGAGAAAUUCCACCAUCAUUCUGUCAGCAUUAUUCUACACGGGUUCUUGAUUUGUCUAACAAUAACUUAAGUGGCACAAUUCCUCAGUGUUUGGCCAAUUUUAGUGAUUCUCUGUUGGUGCUCAACCUAAGUUACAACAAUUUUCAUGGUACUAUUCCUCAGAUAUUCAUGAACGGGAACCAAUUGAAGUCGAUUGAUUUAAGUCAAAAUCAAUUGCGUGGGCAGGUACCAAGAUCAUUGGAAAAUUGUACAAUGCUCGAGAUUCUUGUUAUUGGAAAUAAUCAAAUUGAUGAUACUUUUCCUUUUUGGUUGGGAGCUCUUCCUCAGUUAAAAGUUCUUGUUUUGCGAUCUAAUAGCUUCCAUGGUGCCAUUGGGAAACAGAAAACAAAUUUGAUGUUUCCAAUGUUGCACAUCAUUGACCUCUCUCACAAUGGUUUCUCAGGUAACUUGCCCUCAGAUUACUUCCAUAACUGGAAUGCAAUGAAAAUGGCCAAGACAGAAAUCUGGACAUAUAUGCAGGAAGCUUCAGAGUCUCUCAUUGCAGGAACCUGGACGUUCCCAUGGGUUUAUAAUUACUCAGUAACAUUGGCUAACAAAGGCACACAAAGAUUAUACGAGCAUAUCCAAACUGCUUUUGUAGUUCUUGAUUUGUCAAACAACAAAUUCAAAGGGGAUAUUCCAGAAUCUCUUGGAAGUCUCAGUGGGCUUCAGGUGCUAAACAUUUCCAACAACAAUCUCACUGGCGUCAUCCCGUCAUCCUUGGCGAAUCUAACAGACCUGGAAUCAUUGGACCUCUCUCAAAACCAGCUCUCUGGCGAAAUACCUCAACAACUUACCCAACUCACUUUCCUUGAAUUCCUAAAUGUUUCUCAUAAUCAUCUCGCAGGCCCUAUACCUCAUGGGAAUCAAUUUGAUACAUUUGAAAACAGUUCAUAUUAUGAGAAUUCGGGAUUGUGUGGCAACCCUCUGUCAAAGAUAUGUGGAAACUCAAGGUCCUCACUACCACCACCAUCACUCAGCUUUCAAAGUGAUGACUCAAAGUUCCCAAGUGGUGUAGACUGGAUUGUCAUAUUCAUGGGAUUGGGGAGUGGGCUAAUAGUUGGGCUAGUUAUCGGGCAGGCCCUGACCACGAGGUACCAUGAAUGGUUUGUCAUGACCUUUGGAAAAGGGAACCAAACUCAGAGGAGGAAGGGACGAAGAAACUAAGUCAAAAAGUAAUAUUUCUUGUGUAAUAUAUGUCCAUAUGGAUGCUAUUAGCUUAUGUGAAGUGCAAUGCUUCUAUCAUUUGCAAGUUAUCUCGUGCAGUAACACGAGUUGUUUGUGUUUGUACUUUGUUCCAUGUGCUACUUUACCAUAAUGCUUUGCUAUGUAGCGGGAGUUACACAAAUGGUGCCCUCCAUACAAUACACAAAUGGUGCCCUCCAUACAAUAAUAAAAUUACCUAAAUU